Molecule: messenger RNA, 1108 nt
Organism: Centruroides sculpturatus (bark scorpion)
Lineage: Eukaryota; Metazoa; Arthropoda; Arachnida; Scorpiones; Buthidae
Gene: Reg-5
Product: rhythmically expressed gene 5 protein-like
Exons: 5
Coding region: 582-968 (128 amino acids)
Source: RefSeq, a predicted model, not a curated record
UCCUUGAAAAUAGAUUAAAGUAUGACCUCGCAUGCUUUGGUUCCGGAACUGUACUAAUGGAUAUAGAGAAAACAAACUGUAUUUCUUUAGAAAUAACAAAACCGGAAAAACGGAGUCGCCUGAGGACAAGUACUACUACUACCAGGAAGUUGCCUGUGACCUUAGCAAAACGGUCUGUUUGUUCGAUCACGCGCUUUUACUAACACCCGAAACACCAGAAAUCCUUCACCAAACACUAGCGAAUUUCGAUUGUCCGAACACACCUCGUGGUUAUUACAAAAUUAACAAAACAAAACACGCUCGUAACAAUAAGAAGACCAUCCCUAGACGGGGAUUUUCAUUAAAUCGGCGAUGGGUGUUGAUUUUUUAAAGCCAUUAUUGCGGCAUACGUUAAAAACGGUGGGGAGUUAGCGAUGACGUAAGUGCACUUACCACUCCUCUCCCCCUCCCGUAAUGUUUCUCGUUUCUGACCCGAUAAUCACCCUUUGGCAGUAAAGCUCUACAGUCAUUUUAACCCUGAAUAGUCGAAAGAGGUGAACCGCUAUCGACAGUUUCUUUUGCUGUGUUGUGGCUAUGCGAGCAUGUUGCGUUUGAUCGUGUUCGUCAGCCUCUUGGCUAUGGUUCGUCCCAGUGCCAUCCCCAUUUGGGAACUCCUCACUUAUGAUGAAAAGGUGACAGAAUUACUCAAGAUAUUCUCAAAUCUUCUCCAGCAACACUGUAAAAAUUCUUAUGUUGCAGGAUGUAAACAAAUACUUUCAAACCAUGGAGUGGCUAAUCUUCUAAGUUUUGAUGAGGACACAUUGAAUUUGCUAGACCCUUAUCAACGAAACAGCAAGAAUAUAAUUUGGAAUGCAGUUCUACAACCACACCAAUUCCACCACCACUCCAAGCCAUUACAUUCAAGUGAAUCUCAAACCAAUUACCAGCAAUUGGAUAACCAUAAUUAUUCUCCUUACUACGAAAUUUAAAGAACCAAGCUGAACUUCAUUACCGCAAAUUCUACAAUUAAUAUUUGUAAUAUAUGUGUAAUGUGUAUAUUUACUUGUACUUACGUAAGUCUUACGUAUACGCAUUGUGUCUUAAUUUAAAAUUUGUAAAUAAAUUUUUU